ACUGCAGAUCGCACUAUCGAAUCAUCGAUAGACCGAUAAGCCUGCCCGACAAAUCGAAGGCAGUCGUGUUUAUAAUUUGCGGCACCGAGGUUUGCGGCGCGCGUUGGUAAACCUAAAACAAAAGUAGUUACGGUAAACAAGUAAAUGUGCAGCGUUCUAAUUUAAUUGCGCUAUGAAUGUGUAAAAGCACACCUGCACAAGGCUGCAAUAAAAGCCACCUUUGAUUUUUGUUUAUAUGUUCGGGAUUUCAUCGUAUUCAUCGUAUUCCGCGUCUUAAUGUGUUUAAUUGUUAAUGCUCGUACGCAAAGUGAAUUGCCAGCAACUGAGGGGCUAAAAAGUGCCAAAAAGAGCCAGAAUCAAAAAAAAGAAGCGGCUAAAGAGGAAUAAGCGAAAAGGAAGCAACGGAAACGGUGUUUUGCUCUCUUUCUCCUCUCUCAUCCUCGCCAUGUGUGUGCGUGUGCAAGUGUGUGUGUUGGCGUCGCUAAAAAGUGCAUGUGAAUAUUAGGCAGAUUUAAGAAAGGCUACGCAAGGUAAAAUAAAAAUCAAUGCACAAAAUAGGAAAAUUGGUGACAAACAAUUCAUAAGUGGCUUACAUGAAGUAAGGUUUUUAUGUGAAAAACCAAAAUCGACUGCAGUGCGUGCACUUGUGUGUAUGUGCCGCUGCAUAUGUGUAUGUGUGCAGUGUGGAAAUAAAGCGAAAGAAAAAAAAAACAGUUUUUGCAGCCGGGGUACAAAUUCCAAUUGGAAUCUGAAGGAGCACCAAAUCCCAUUCGACGCAUGCGUGGCUGCCAAAAAAAAAGCAACCGAAAGUGAAUUGAAUGGCAUCGACUGGAUCCGAUGGAUAUGUGCUCGCCGCAAAGUCACUGAAUGAAUUUCGACUUUCGCACAAUUUGCGCGCUUUUCACACUCGAUUAUUGGAAUUGAAUUAGAUACGCAAACUAACCGACAUUUUAUCAAAAUAACGAAACAAGUAUUUUGCAUAAAAACGAACGGAAAUCGAAAGGAACGCCCUGAAGGUCAUUGCCAGGGAGCGGAACGCCGGCAUCGAAACGGAAAAAAAAUGCAAAUAAGAGGAAGCCAGGCAGACAUGCAAAUAUUGGGCGAAUUUUGAGGGGUUUGAUUAACAUAACUCGCUCUCUAAAUAACAUAUAGUACAUCCCCCCAUGCACACGCCCCAUGGAAUAUAAAGCCAAAUAAGGUUGGUAAACAAUGGAAAUGCAACAGGAAAGCGAAACGGGUGGAGAAGGGGUAGUCCCGAAACCAGAGAAAGAAGUAGCGUUGAUAAGUAACCAAGAGACUGAAAAAGCGGCCAUGUUAAAUGGUGGAAAAGAAGGUUCGGCGAGGGAUUCGGAGUCCCCAAACGAAACCGCCACCACCACCCGAAAUAAGGAGCACACAACGAAACCCCUUAAACUGGAUGGCAUUUUUGCCAUGCCAGCCACUCCCCCAAAUAAGGCCGGCCUAACCACUAAAUCGGCCAGCAGUAGCCGUAGCAGCUCCCUCAAAAAGCAGAGGCGAGGAUCCCGAGGAGGUGCCAAUUUGAAUGUAGCGGGCACGGUGGAUGGAGCUCCUAAAAGCAGCGCCCCUGGCGGCGGACAGCUAAACUACGGCAACAACAGUGCUGGAAACGACCUUAUGAAGCAAUCGCAGUCCAUGACGUCACUGCAGGCCUCAAAUGAGGAACAGCAGGAGAGUCGUGACGUCAUCCAGGCCAAACUUCACCUGGAACGGCCCUACAACAGCCUCAAGAAAAACUCGCAUAGCAAUAAAAUGCACCGUUAUUCGUGGGGAAGCGGAAACAGUCAAUGCAGUUCCACCAGUCUGCACAGCAGCGCCACCUUGGGGCUGAGCUCGUCUGGCAAAGACGACCUCUGGGCGGCCAUACAAACGAACUACAACUACAUCAUGGACACGAACCUCUUGGACACUUGUAAGGAGGCGCGCUGUGAGAUAGAGGGCGCUGCCACGGUGUUGGAGAAGUCCAGUGAAUGUUGCUUUAAGAUGCUCGAUGAGACCCAACGUCCGGAGGGUCUCUGUGAGGAUCCCAAGGAGUUGCGGCGUUGGCUGCGCGAAAUGGAGAAUAAAUUGGAGAGUUCGCCGACAAUCACAGAGCUGACUUUGUUUGGCAACGCGGAAUUGCAGCGCCACCUAGCAGUACACUCGGUGUUGUACCAUGAAAUUGCAUCACACGCUCGAGUGGUGAGCUCUUGCAUUCAGGCCGCCAAAAAGGAGCAGCAACUCCAACAGCAGCAGCAACAGCAGCAGCAGCAACUGUCGAGUCAGCAACCCGCCUCAUUGACCAGCAACUGCUCCAGUGAGUCAACCAGCGAAUCGGCCACAAAGUCGAGCAGCCUGAGCAGUGGUUUCGCCUCCGAUCCGCUGGCCACACCCAUAGGAAUAGGAACCGCAGCAGCUGCCCCGCCUCCAAGUGGCACCCACCCGUCCAAGAAGGGGGAGGGUAACUUGGAGCGACUUAGGGAUCGCUACCAUCUCUUGUAUCUGAAGGCGUUCGAGCUGCAGUUGUGCCUGGAUAAUCUGCUCAGCAAGCGCAGUUCCACAGCGACUGGUCUGGAUGACGACGAGGACGAAGAGGAGGACACCGAAGACGACUCCUUUGGCUACGAGGGCGAGGCCACCGAGGACGAUCUGAACGAGGUCAACUCGGAUCUCGAUCUAGAGAACAGCGAGUCCAAGUCGGCCACCCCCGCGGAACUCAUUCUCCAGCGCUGCCAGAUUGCAGCUACCCAGAUUGUGUGCGGCCUGGACGAGAUCCACUCCCAGUCCCAGUCCCGGUCACAGCAAGUCCCAUCCCAAGCGAAGUCGCCGUCAGCGGAUCAGCCACGCGAUUGUCUUGCACCUCAAAAGCCCGGCGAUGAGGCCGACGAGGAGCUAGAGGAGGAGGACGAGGACGAGGAUCCUGAUCUCGGCACCGAUGUGGUGGACUUCCUGAUUGCCAAGCGAUCGUGGAGGCAGGCGAGCCACCCGAAUCCCAGUGGAACAGCCACCCUGACGGAUUUCGAGGCGGAUUCAGAGAGCAGUGACUUCGAGCAGGUGCAGCAGCUGAGCAGGAGAGGAUUACCCCCAACAGUGGGCAGCACCCGACGGGUCCUUAACCUCAUUGAGAUGCCCCAGAGCAGCAACAGCAACACCAACAGCAGCAACUCGUUGCUACAGCAGCGGAAUCACAAUAUUGGCAGCAAAAUGCUGCCCAACAAGGCGCACGGCAAGAACAUUGCCGUGGCGGUAAUCACGCCCAAUUCACAUGGGAACACCAGUCACGGCCAUGGGCUCGGUCACGGACUCGGCCACGAGCUGAACAAGUCGCCUUUGGGGCUGCGCAAGACGCGUCAUCACCACAAUGACACCUCCAAGUUCAACCGAUCCAAUCGCAAGUCCAAGAACUGUGCGAUCUUCUACUUCAAGCACCUGGACACGGACAACGAGCAGGGGAACGCGGCGGGCAGUGAUCUCCAGAGCGAGGAUGAUCCGAGCCUGAUCCACCGGCGCAGAGCUGCAUCUGGAGGCGACAUACUGAAAUCGGCUGAUGCCUCAACGGAUGACGACGACGAAGGUUGGCUCUACACGGCGACAGCAGCAGCAACAUUGGAAGUUGCCACAGCAGCAACUGCAGCACCGACUGCCGCAGCAGCAACUGCGAUUGUGGACGGUCUGCAGUCCACAGCCAUCUCCUCGACCACGGCCACGGGUGGACCACUCCCGCCCAGCGACGACUCCGAUAAGGAGAACAAGGUGGCUCUGGUCAGCGCCACGGCAACUGCAACUGCAACUGCAACAUCCAUUGCAACACUGCACGGCAGCAGCUACGACAGCAGCAGCGCCUGUUCCUCCUCCAAUUCGCAUUCAAAUUCGAAUUCCAACUCCAACGGCAGGCUCACGGAGACCUCGGCCACCUCGCGAGUCACCCAGCUACAGAUGCAGAUUCACUCGCACUCGCAGUCGCAGUCGCAGAUGGAGCUCCAAAUCAAUGGCAAUGCCAUCGACGGCAGACACAUCAUUAGCAACAACAAUUGCUACAGCAGCAUGCAACACCAGCCGCAAAACAACAACGAGGGGGAGGCAGCCGAGGAUCUGGCCAAGAUCAAGAUGGGUGUCGAUGAGGCAGCUGCUGCUGAUUUGGCGAAUGGGAACGCCGGCAAAUCUCCGCAGAUAAGCAGCAGUUUGUACAGCCGCGCGGACACCUGCAACUUCAGCGUUUGGGCGGCAGAAACUGUGACCAGUUGCCACUUGCCCCCGCGAUCCCCAGCCAAGUCGGCCAAGUCCUCGAAGUCCCAGGCCAGCAAUGCCACCAUGUCCGCGUCCACGCUCGUCUCCCCAGCCAAGGGCAAGGUCUCGCAUGAUUCAAUCAAGCAGUUGGUGCUGGAAGCCGAGCAUUUGGUGCGCGACGCCCAAGAGACCGCACUGAAGACGCCAACCAAGCAGAAACAUUCCAUCAUUAAGAUCUCGUCGACGGUCAAGAAGCGCGAGGUCACUAUGCCCCAUCCCAUCAAGCAGCGUGUGGAGGAAUGGCUGGAGCACCAGCCCUCGACCCCACAGCUGCUGACCCGCAGCCACACGCACGAACUCCUGCCCAGCUGCAAGCCAGAUGACUGCGAGGCCUCCGGAGAGGCAUCCGAAACGGAUUCAGUGCCCCAAGCGGGAGCAGGAGUGGCAGGAGGCGCACCCAAUGGUGCGGGUUCGGAUUCUUCGGAGGGCUUCACCGAUUCCAUUGCCACAUGUAUGCAAACGAGCACGAAUUCCUAUGGGAAUUCCACGGAGAGGAUCGGUGGAUCGGCUGAGCCCAUUGGCCAGCCCGUCACGCCCCUGGGCUUUGGCAGCAGCAAUCAGAGCCUGAAUGUAAAGAUUGUGAAGCGAACGCAAACGCGUCGCAAGUCGGAGAGACCAUGGUCGGUCUCGUGUCUGUCCCAGUUGACCACGGAUGCAGCCCAGUUGACCACGGCCCGGAUUGUGGAGAACUCUCCGCCCGGGCUGGCCAGUCACUCGAUCAGUGAGAGUGCCCUGGACUCGCUUUCGCCAGGACCAAGGCCGCGGGCCGCUUCUUCCUCGGGAACGGGAAGCAAUGCAGCCAAGAAGGCGGAUAGCAAGGGGUCAUUGAGGAGGAGGAAGGCCAGAAAGAAGCGCAUUUCGGCCGCGUCGGCUGGCAGGAAAUCGGAUUCAGGUUCCGAACUGGGCGGAGAUCUCACCCAGACACUGAUGAAGUCCUGCGAGUCCAUGUCCUCGCAGCAGCUGCAGGAGUUCACCAAUGCCCUGCUGAGCAUUCAGAAGGGCGCCGCCGUUGCUCCUCUGAGUCCCAAGGGCGAGGCCUCUGGAGGAGUACUUUCACUGGCCGAGGGCGAGGGCGAGGGAGCGGAAACCCAGCUGAUGCUGCCCAAGUUCCGGGUGGGGUCCUUCACCACAGCCGGCCUAUUAGCUACGGACACGAGGCUAGGCGCCUUGGCUGCCCUCUCAAACUACAUGAACGAGGACGAGCAACAAGCAGAACUCAGCACCGAGGACCAUCACAGCAGCAUCUCGGAGACGGCUUGGGACAACUACCAAGAGAAAUACAACUCGGAGAACUAUUCCGAGGGCUUCGACUCCGAUGCGGCCCGGCGUCUCUUGGAAUUUGGCGACGACUAUCGCAAUUUCAUCGACUCGCAGUCGGACUGCUGCAGUUCUCUGUCGGCGGCCAACAAUCUGGACUCGUUCUCGCCGCCGCGCAUGGACUCACUGCAGAAGCACGAGCUGAAGACCCUCCACAUCAACCAGGACACAAUCACCAGCAGCGUGGACCACGCCCGCCGCCAGCGCGCCCUUGAACUGCAGUACGAGCGUCGUCGCAAGACCCUGGAAGUCCGACGAAAGUCUUGCCAAGACAUGGAUGAGAGCCUGAUUGCUGGCUCCCAGUCGGAGCAACAGCAGCAGCAAUUGCAGGUCACGCCUUCGCUGUCUGCCUCCGCCACCGCCCUGAUGACCACGCCCAAGAAUCAGUCGAUCAGCCAGCAGAUUAGCCAUCGCGCUGAGUCUGUGGGACGCAAGUUGGACUUUGGCGGAAUGAGCCACUCGGCCCAGUCCCUGCUGCGUCGCACCUCGGAGAGCGAUACUUCGACCAGGAGGCGACGCACUGUGACGGCGGACGAGAGAAGACGCUCCUCCCGCAACCUGGAGAAGUGCAUCAAGCUGAUUCCAGCCACCACUUCCUCGUCGAGUGGCUCCGACUCCGAGGACGGAGAGCAGGAGAUGCGAUCCCUGCUGCAGCAGAGCCGCGACAGGCUGGACGACACCAGAGCCUUGAAGAUCAGAUGCCAUCUGCUUAGACCAGAGGAUUAUAACGAGAUCAUCAACACUUGCCGCGACAACAUCCGCUGCCUGGAGGCCGUGCUGCGCGGUCCGCCCGGCACCGUGUUGUCCAACCACUGCGCUGGCCAGACAAAAGAUCUGCUCGCCGCCUGGGAGGACCUACUUGGCUGGAGCGAGAAUGCCUCGGCUGCCCGCAAAUUGCAGCAGGAGAUGAGUGCGUUGAAGAGCUCGCUGCAGCGUCUGGGGGACAAGCCCACUCCGGAGCUCCUCGACACGGAGCCGGCCAUCCAAAUAGCAGUGGAGGCUCUCAAGUUGGAGCAGACCCAACUGGCCAGCUACAGGACCAACAUGCUGCGUCUCAACGCCUCCGUCCACAGCUGGCUCACCAGGCAGGAGCGCCGAUUGCAGAGCGCCCUGGAGGAGCAGGAACAGGAGCAGGAGCAGCAACAGGAGUCCGAACAACUCAAGCAGCAAAAACCAGUGGAGGAGGAGAACGCUGCUGACGUCCACAAGGAACUGACGUCCAGCGGAGCAGUGGCCAUCACGGUCACCGACAGCAAUGGCAAUCAGGUGGAGGCUCUGGCCACAGGAGAAGCCGCCACCUCCACGACAGCCUGGGAUGUGCACUCGCUGAUGUCCGCGGAGCAGGAGUUCCACAAGCAUCUGAAGAACGAAGUGAGCGACAUGUACAGUGCCUGGGAUGAGGCGGAUGCCAGAAUCAACACGCAACUGGAAGUGCUCACCAACUCGCUGAUUGCCUGGAGGCAGUUGGAGUCUGGUCUGAGUGAGUUCCAAUUGGCUCUGGGCCAGGACAGGGGCACCCUGAAGGGUCUUGAAGGAGCGCUGGACAAGGGACAAGCCACACCAGUGGAGCUGGCCCAGAAUGUGAAACUGGUGGCCAAGCUGCUGUCCGAAAAGGUGCACGUUAGCCAGGAGCAACUUUUGGCCGUACAGCAGCACCUGGACCCCAACCACAUCUACCACAUCACGAAGUUUACGGCCUCGAAUGGUUCGCUCUCUGACUCCGGCAUCUCCGAUGGAGGAGCUACUUCCGAUGGCGGCCUGUCCGAGAGGGAGCGACGCUUGGGCGUUCUUCGGCGCCUGGCAAAGCAGUUGGAACUGGCUCUGGCGCCCGGAAGCGAAGCCAUGCGUUCGAUUGCCGCCCGCAUGGAAAGUGCCGAGGCGGAGCUGAAGCACCUGCAGAACACCUGCAGGGAUUUGAUUGUGCGCACUGCAGCUAGCCACCAGCAGAAGCAGCAGAUCCAGCUGAAUCAGAGCCAGCAGCUCUCCCCGAAGGCCAAUGGACAGCUGAAGAAGCAGGCCGCCAAGGGCAGGGGAGAACCGCAGUCGCCUGGCAGACGGGGUAAGGGAGCACGGAAGGCGCGUCAGGCCAAGAAGGCUGGAGAGGAUCAGCAGGAGGAGGAGUUGGAGCUCAGCCCAGAACAGCAGAAGAUGGUGCUGAAGCAACUCAAGACCUUGACAAGUGGCGAUGGUGGCGACGACCCCUCUGACGAUCCCUCCUCGCUCUUCAACCUGGAGAGCUCCGAGGAGGAUGGCGAGGAAGUGGAUCCUGCACAGGCCUCCAAGCGCGGGUGGGCGUGGCGUAUCGCGAGGGCGGCGGUGCCCAUGCAGGUGGCCCUGUUCACAAUCUUCUGCGCCGCCUGCCUGAUGCAACCCAACUGCUGCGACAAUCUGAACAACCUGUCCAUGAGCUUCACUCCGCAGCUGCGCUACAUCCGUGGACCACCUCCGAUCUGAGGACAGCACGCCACUAAUUAAGCAGGCCGCUAAUCGUUGUAGGUUACCGUUACGUUAUGUUAAGGCAUUUAACAGCUGUAACUAGAGUUAACCAGCGCUACCAGCGCAACCAGCCACUUAGGCAGAGCCACCAAGAGCUCGCUUUUGGCGCGCGUUUUCCGCGCUCGAGGUUUUAGAAUCCCGAACAGAGCGCUCUCGUCCGCAAGGUGCGACACCCAGAGGGGCAGCCCAGUUUUAUAUGUCUAAUUUAGGUAGCGAGCGCGAAAAGGAACGCAAUUUAUAGUAAGGAUGUAUUGUUAUUUCGGUUAAUUUCCUACGAGUUUAGGUUGCUGUUCGAUGGAACACUGAAGAUGUACUUAGGCGAGGAGCAGCCAAUGCCCAGCCACGUGUAAACUGCCGCAUGAAGGAACAGAGGGGCAGAUCGUCCUACCCAGUAAAUAUUAUACAACACAA
This is a messenger RNA of Drosophila erecta, 8508 nucleotides long. RefSeq lists its product as uncharacterized. Gene Ontology annotation, cellular component: membrane. Bases 1210 to 8055 code for a protein of 2281 amino acids. NCBI's taxonomy places the organism in Eukaryota, Metazoa, Arthropoda, Insecta, Diptera, Drosophilidae. The transcript is spliced from 19 exons. The record is from RefSeq and is a predicted model, not a curated record.